This is a messenger RNA of Fusarium odoratissimum NRRL 54006, 2760 nucleotides long. RefSeq lists its product as uncharacterized. The record is from RefSeq and is a predicted model, not a curated record. Gene Ontology annotation, molecular function: L-glutamate transmembrane transporter activity; glutamate:sodium symporter activity; neutral L-amino acid transmembrane transporter activity. Lineage: Eukaryota; Fungi; Ascomycota; Sordariomycetes; Hypocreales; Nectriaceae. Gene Ontology annotation, cellular component: plasma membrane. Gene Ontology annotation, biological process: L-glutamate transmembrane transport. Bases 1350 to 2477 code for a protein of 375 amino acids. The transcript is spliced from 2 exons.
UAGUCGAGUAGCCUAAGCACGCCACAUCGCUCAUCCGCUUCUGGAGGUUUGUUGAUUAACGUGAUGCUGCUUCACGAAGAAAGCUAUCAUGGCUGAAUGAUUGCUAUCUCCAGCAACAACCACUCGAGCCGGAUCCCUGACACCUUAUCUCUCGUUGAGAUACGCGGGGACUUGAGCAAGUCUCGGCACUGCGAUAUCAUUCUUGGUAUUUCGUAAAACAUGCAACAUCUUAGAAUGUACUGCGUGCUUGGCUAGAUAACACCAACACUCAUGCCCCGUCUGUGCAAUCCCCAUCUCUGUGGCAUGGGGCUCAUCCCAGUAAUGCAUGUUACUCUGUCGUGUGUGGCGGCUUGGCUUGGGGAGAAUGUACAACAUGUUAUGGGUUGGAAUAGUGCCUCGACUUCUUGGCUCUCUUGGCUCUUCUUUCGAACGACUCGUCCGCUUGCACUUUCUCUUGGCAUCGUCGCCUCCUCGGGCAAAUCCCAACUCUCAAUCAACCAGUACUCCUUGGUCUUCUCCACAAUGUCUGCCAACAAGUGACUCUGAGUCGGCUUACCCGAGCCACCAGGUUAUCAAGACCAAGGAGUUGAUACUUGUUGUCUUGGCGAUGGAGAAAGAAUUUCGUAAUGCUCACCUUCUCUUCUUAGCCAGGCCAAGCUUGAGUGUUUCUUUCGAUGUGUCGCAUCUUUGCUGGUUUCGGCACGCGAUUCUCUGGGCACUUCAUCCAUGCCCUGGUGUCACUCUCUUGACAGAAUUUCUUGAUGCUCCAUAACACCUGCUCCCAUGUAGCCAGCUUGGCUUGGCGAUAGGGAGUGCCAUGAGGUAUAAAAGCUGAGGUGUGCUCUUGACGUUUGACUAGGAGUUGCAGUGCCAGUCCUCGUCUCCAUUCCGUCUCUUGCCAAAGCUACUUCACGGUCCUCUCUUGUCUUUAGUCCUUGAAACUCAAGCCAAGCUUGCUGUUCCUACAAUGGCCACCAAGGAUGAGUUCAAGGAUGUCCCCGAGGCACACCCAGUACAGGUGCCUACCAACUCCAGCAGCGACAUUCCUCACGACCAUGCCGAGGAGGAGGUUGUGAAGAAGCCGUGGUGGCAUGGUUUCAAAGAACCCGGCUCAGCUCUUCAAAUCAUCGUAGCCGCCCUGCUCGCUAUCGCCAUCGGUGUGGCCGUCGCUACUCAGGUCGACGAUAUUCCGGAAGCUGCUCCAAUCCUUGUCGGUGUUAUUGGCAACAUGUGGCUAAGAGCCCUUAAAGCAGUCGGUAAGUUCCCUGUUGACAUGAAGCCAGAAACAGCUUCUUCGACCAAGAGUUGGCCGCUGACCAGUUGCAGUCCUCCCCUUGAUCGUCUGCUCUAUGUUGCUCGCUGUAACCAGACUCCGAGAGAUGAGCCAAGGAGGUUCUCUUCUCGCUAAAUGGACUGUCGGAUACUACGUCAUCACCACUCUCGUAUCCAUCACACUGUCUUGUAUCAUGAUGGGCCUCGUCUGGACCAAACAGUACUCAGUGGUCAGCACUAGCCCGCUUGAUAAAAAAGAACAGGAUAAACUAGAAGAAAAUGAUCGCAGCAUCCCCGUGGUCGUACAGGAUAUGUUCUUCUCUUUGAUCCCCUCGAAUGUGGUCAAGGCGUUGGCCGAAGACCAAUUGCUUGCAGUCAUCAUCACUGCCAUCAUCGUCGGAUACCUCAUUGAAUCCCCUCGCUCGCCCAUCAUUCGCGUCACCGAGGAGAUUGAACGUAUGAUCACCAAGAUCAUCAAAUUCCUUAUCGCGGUGGCCCCUAUCGGUGUCUUCUUCCUGAUUUUGCCCAACCUAAUGAAGCUUGACAUUGGCGAGAUCGGCAAGAAUCUGGGUCUUCUCAUCGGUGCCACUCUGUCCACCAUGCUCAUCCACAUCCUGAUCAUCGUGCCCAUCAUAUUCUUCGCCUUCACCAGGAUGAAUGCCUACUCGUACUGGAUCAAAAUCUCUCCUGCCUGGAUCACUGCAUGGGGAACUGCUUCGUCUGCUGCCACUUUGUCGGUCACUCUUCGAUGCGCCAAGGACCGGGGUAUUCCUUCCACCGUCUAUAAAUUCACUUGUCCUCUGGGCUGUCUGAUUAACAUGGACGGCACCGCCAUCUAUCUUCCUGCCGCCGUUGUCUUCAUGGCUGCGACGCAAGGCACGACCCUGGGCCCUACCGACUAUGUCAUUGUUGCACUGCUGUCAACGUUGGCCUCUAUCGGUGUAUCUCCCAUUCCCUCGGCCUCGCUUGUUCUUUCAAUCAUGAUUGCUCGCUCCGUCAAUGUCGACCUCACCAACAUGUAUGCUGUCAUCGUGGCUAUUGAUUGGUUCCUCGACCGCUUCCGUACCGCUGUCAACGUUUCCGGUGAUUUGUUCGCAUCUAUGAUCAUCUACAAGAUGACCAAGAUCGAGGAUCCGCCUGAGGUUGUCGAGCAAAACGCCCGAGAGGCUGAUCAAAGCGAGAAGGAUGCUUCCAAUAAGGUUUAGGAAUGAGCCAUGGUUGAAGUUUUUAUAGCCGGCGUUGUAGCGUUGAAAUUUUUGAAGCUCGUUCGUUGAGCAACGUAAGGUAGUUGAGAUAAAGAAUUGAUCAAGGCCUUUGAAUUCAGUGACUCGUUGGACGCCGAUGUGUGAGUAAUAAAUGUGAUGACUCAGGCCAAGAACGUCUUGACAGGGAAAGUGCCGAUGAGCAAAAAGCUUAGCCUUUGUAAGCAGGUCAACAGAGACCUUUUGUUCUUGGCUUCCAGGGCACAGGUAACUCCUUUGGCCUUGC